Messenger RNA from Pyrus x bretschneideri (Chinese white pear), 847 nucleotides. Its product is annotated as protein PEROXIN-4. The record is from RefSeq and is a predicted model, not a curated record. Bases 137 to 610 code for a protein of 157 amino acids. The transcript has 6 exons. Lineage: Eukaryota; Viridiplantae; Streptophyta; Magnoliopsida; Rosales; Rosaceae.
UCCCAUUCCUAACCCGACCGUAAAGAAAUCGAUCGUCGAUCUUCGUCUCUCCCGAGGAAAGCAAGUCUCUCUCUCUGCAAGGUAGUGGGGCUUUGUGGUGAAGCGCUGCGAUUUGAGUUCCCAGGCAACAAUCAACAUGCAGGCAUCAAGGGCAAGGCUUUUCAAGGAAUACAAAGAGGUGCAGCGUGAGAAAGUUGCUGAUCCAGAUAUUCAAUUAGUUUGUGAUGACACAAACAUAUUUAAAUGGACUGCUCUCAUCAAGGGUCCAUCAGAGACCCCAUUUGAGGGCGGUAUAUUCCAGCUUGCUUUUGCGGUUCCUGAGCAGUAUCCUUUGCAACCUCCACAAGUCAGGUUCUUAACAAAAAUAUUCCAUCCAAAUGUGCAUUUCAAGACAGGAGAGAUUUGCCUUGAUAUUUUGAAGAAUGCAUGGAGCCCUGCUUGGACACUCCAAUCUGUUUGUAGGGCUAUAAUCGCUUUAAUGGCACAUCCAGAACCUGAUAGCCCACUGAACUGUGAUUCAGGCAAUCUUCUGCGUUCUGGCGACUUCCGAGGGUACAAUUCCAUGGCCAGAAUGUACACCAGGCUAGCCGCCAUGCCGAAGAAAGGCUGACGACGCUGGGUGCGCUGUAGUUUUUUGUCCUUCAAUUUUAGGAGCAGCUUGUAUGUGAUUGUAUUGCCUAAUUUUAUGCACGAAGUUGCACAUAAUGUACAACCUCGGCACAUGUUAGCUUGGAGGUUUUUAUACAUCAUGAUUUGAUUGUGAAUUUGUGAUCGACGAAACCGAAAACUAGUCGUUUAAGAAUGCUGUUGUAAUAAUAGUCCGUACUACCAAAAGAUUUUUCCGAAA